Cyprinus carpio (common carp) is the source of this 1418-nucleotide messenger RNA. RefSeq names its product troponin T, cardiac muscle isoforms-like. The transcript has a single exon. Gene Ontology annotation, cellular component: troponin complex. The record is from RefSeq and is a predicted model, not a curated record. Gene Ontology annotation, molecular function: troponin I binding; troponin C binding; tropomyosin binding. Gene Ontology annotation, biological process: regulation of muscle contraction; sarcomere organization; cardiac muscle contraction. The coding region runs from base 96 to 941 and encodes 281 amino acids. NCBI's taxonomy places the organism in Eukaryota, Metazoa, Chordata, Actinopteri, Cypriniformes, Cyprinidae.
AUGGAGAUCAUCUCAGUCCAUUCAGGAUCUUUACCACCAGCUGUACAAUCAUACCUAGGUGAUCCCCUCUUUGCAAAACACUCAGAAAGAGCACCAUGUGUGACACAGAGGAGUUUGUGGAGGAGUUUGAGGAAGAACAGGAGGAGGUGAACGAAGAGGAAGAGGAGGAGGUUGAAGAAGAGGCUGAGGAGGAAGAAGAGGAAGAAUUGGAAGAAGAGGCUGAAGAAGAUAAAACUGAGGAGAUAGAGGAAGAAGAUGAGAAAGUGGCAGAGGAGGACACCAAACCAAAGCCCAAGAUGUUUGUUCCCAACAUUAUGGCACCAAAGCUGCCUGAAGGAGAGAAGGUGGACUUUGAUGACAUUCACCGGAAGCGUGCAGAGAAGGACUUCAAUGAAUUGCAGAGUCUCAUUCAGCUGCACUUCUCCACCAGGCAGAAGGAAGAGGAUGACCUCGUGGCUUUGAAGAACCGUAUUGAGCGACGUCGGGCUGAUCGGGCUGAGCAGCUGCGCAGCAGAGCAGAGCGUGAUCGCGAGAGGCAGGCGCGAUUUGCCGAGGAAAGAGCACGGCGUGAAGAGGAGGCCGCCAAACUGCGAGCUGAGGAGGAGGCCAGGAAAAAGAAGAUCCUUUCUAACAAGGGCUACGGUGGCUACCUGCAGAAGGUCGAUCAGAAGAAGGGCAAGAGGUUGACGGAGCGCGAGAAGAAGACCAAAUGUCUGAUGGAGCGUCGCAAACCGCUCAACAUCGAUCAUCUCAACCAGGAGAAGCUUGGUGAGAAAGCCCUUGACCUUUGGAAGUGGCUCAGUCAACUGUAUGCUGAGAAGUUUGAGCUGGCAGAAAAGUUAAAGAGGCAGAAGUAUGACAUCAAUGUUCUGCGGAACCGCGUUAUUGACCAUCAAAGGGGAACUAAGACAACCAAGACCACCAGGAAGUCCUGGAAAUAAAUGAAUCAGAUUGACACAUGCGAUGAAACAAAACAGAGCCAAAAAGGUUUGCUGGAAUCACAGUUUCAAGUCUCGUAUUGAACUUUUUAGGACAUCAUUUCUGUUUUUAUUUCUUUUGAUUAAUAAUUGCCCCUAAUGUUACACUUUAUUCAUUUAGCAUUGUAUUGUACAUGUAAUGGGUUUUAUAGUGUUAUUCUUUCGUUUUAUGUGAUCUGAAGUCUUGAGCUCAUGCUGCAAACCUUUUAAAAGUUGUUAUUUUUCUUUGUGCACAAGAUAUUACAACAUGCAGUAGAAAUGCAAAUCAAAAUGUUUUGCUUAUAUCUGAAUGUGUGUUUUUUUUUCUUUCGCUAAAGCAGCAAUUAACUUUCAACUUAACUUGAAAGACUCAAAGACUGCUUUUCUACAAUUACUAAUUAAAAAGCUACAAAAGUUCUUGCAGAAAUUACAAAUAAGAAAUCAUUUUAAAUGUGGAAUUAA